CUACUCUCGGCCACCUCCUGCAGACCCUGGCCCCAUGGCUCUUCCGGCUCUGCAAACUGGAAGCACCUCCUCCUCACCCGCUUUCCCUGGACGCUAACCCCAACCUGCCUUUCUCCUCUCCCCCCACGGCCACGCUAACUUCAUUCUGCCCCCAGGCGAAAUUCACCCACAGAGAGGCAGGGGGUGGCGGGGAGGAGGAAAUAAACCGCUUCCUCUUGCUUCCCCGAUCUUCAGCAGGUUUAAAGAACACCGCCCGGGGCGGCCUGGCUGCCCUCCCGGAGCCAGAAGGCCGCGGGGGGCAGGCCGGCCGGCCGGCACGGCCCCGGGAGGCGCCUCGGCGGAGGGGCGGCGCGUCGCUUUGCAGCGGGGAGGGGAUGGGGCUUCCCACCGCCAGCCGCGGCCCCUCGCUGCCCGGGCGGCCGGGCCGGGCCUAGCGGCGCAGUGGGACCGGCCGUCGCGGGGUCGGGGGAGCCAGGCAGCGGCGGGGGAGAGGGGGGCAGGCUACACACCCAGCAGUAGGCCGUCCAUGUCAAAGAUGAGGUAACCCACCGUUGGGCAUCAGGAUCAUUGAAACACCGGUUGUGGAAGCAGACAUGAGAAGAGCUGUGUCAGGCUCCCAAGGUGACAUACUGGCUUGAAGAUUUGUGCUGCUUCGCAGUUCUGUGUGAAGGCAAUGGUCAGUGGUGGCUUCGCAAUAAGGGAAGUCCUGUCUCGUGUCUGUAGCCAGCUAGUGCCAUCUGCUAAGUGCAUCUCAAACAUUUCACCUUGAGUUCUGUAAAGUGAGUGAUUGAUCACAGUGACGCUGCAGGAUUGGAAGAUUCUUAAAUUUCCAUUUCAUGUGCUUACAUAUAGGAACGCUUACCAUGUGUAGUGAAGGCAGAAAUGUACCUGAGAUCCCGACACUGCCCUUGUUUUCCAAAAAUAUCAUGCAGAGUCACUUGCACUUGAAAAGCCUAACCGGAGAUCUUCAGCAACAACUAAACCAAGUGUCUUGGUUAGGCGUGUGUAUAGAGGCAUCAUGAAACUACGUUGAGAUUUUUUCCUACCAGUGAAGUAGUGUCUUAUCAAGAAAUACUGUCGGUGUUGUAUAACAAGUUGUCUUUUUCAGUGUUGUCCUUUCUUCCCCUCCACCCUUCUAUUUCAGUUCACGUGACUGGACUUUGUACCCAUUUACUGAUAAUAAGUUAGCAGCCAUCUUUUUUGAAAACUAGAGGCAGAAACUGAAACAAAUCCGUGCUGUAAGUGUUUAUAUUCUGCGCUGCUGACUGAACUGGCAACUACGAUGAAGAAAAUUAAAAGCUGUUGACAUGGAUUAGUCAUUUAGGAAAGUUACUCUUAGCUACAUAAGAAGUGUCACGUCACCAUGAAGAAGAUGCAACUCCUUUUCUUUCUAAUAAUUUGCCAGUGUGCCAUAAACAGUGUCAAUACCCACCAUGUUUCAAACCCCAAUAUCGUUUUACUGAUGGCUGAUGAUCUUGGUAUUGGAGACCUGGGAUGUUAUGGGAACAGAACUUUAAGAACCCCUAAUAUUGACCGGCUUGCAGAGGAAGGAGUGACACUUACUCAGCAUUUAGCAGCAUCUCCACUUUGUACUCCAAGCAGGGCAGCUUUCCUGACAGGGCGAUAUCCUAUCAGAUCAGGAAUGGCUGCCUUCUCACGAGUUGGUGUCUUCUUAUUUUCUGCCUCUUCUGGAGGACUUCCUUCUGAAGAAAUAACUUUUUCUGAACUCCUGAAGCAGAGAGGUUAUGCAACAGCUCUAAUAGGAAAGUGGCAUCUUGGGAUGAACUGUGAAAGCAGUAAUGACUUCUGUCACCACCCCCUCAGUCAUGGAUUUGAUUACUUUUAUGGGCUUACUGUGACCAAUUUUAGAGACUGCAAACCUGGCCAAGGCAGUGUAUUUUUAAAAGGGGUUCAGAAAUCCCUUGUCAUCCCAAUCCAAAUCGCUGGAAUCACCUUGGUCUCUUUGGCAAUAGUGCAUUACAUCGGCCUCCUCAAAGUACCUUUCCAAGUAUUGGGUUACUGCUUGUUAAUAACUGCUAUUUCACUUGCAGUUUUGAUCUUUUUCUUUUAUCAUUUUCGACACCUGAACUGCUUCUUAAUGAGGGACCAUCAGAUUAUCCAGCAACCACUAUCCUAUGAGAACCUUACUCAGAGACUGACAAAGGAAGCCAUACAGUUUAUAGGAAGGAACACUGAUGUACCGUUUCUUCUUGUCCUGUCUUAUCUCCAUGUCCAUACUGCUCUCUACGCUUCAAAAAAAUUCAGAGGAAAGAGCAAGCACGGUUUAUAUGGGGAUGCAGUGGAAGAAAUGGACUGGAGUGUAGGGCAGGUUCUAGAUAUGCUGGAGAAAUAUAAUCUGAGCAAUAAUACUCUUGUGUACUUUACAUCUGACCAAGGGGCUCAUGUUGAAGAAAUCUCCAGUUCUGGAGAAGUCCAUGGAGGACACAAUGGAAUAUAUAAAGGGGGAAAAUCAACAAACUGGGAAGGAGGCAUUCGUGUGCCAGGGCUGCUCCGUUGGCCUGGAGUGAUACAGGCUGGUGCCCAUAUGGAUGAACCAACAAGUAACAUGGAUAUAUUUCCUACCAUAGUCAAACUUGCUGAGGCAGAGUUACCCUCUGACAGAAUUAUUGAUGGACAUGAUCUGAUGCCCUUACUUCAAGGAAAAAUUACCCGAUCCAAGCAUGAAUUUCUCUUCCAUUACUGUAACGCAUAUUUAAAUGCGGUGCGCUGGCAUCCAGGAAACAGUGAAUCUGUCUGGAAAGUCUUCUUCUUCACUCCAAACUUCAGUCCUGAAGGCUCCAAUGGUUGCUACGAUUCCCACGUUUGCUUCUGCCAUGGAGGAUUCAUCACACGACACGAUCCCCCUCUGCUCUUUGAUCUUUCCAGAGACCCCGAAGAGAAAGUCCCACUGACUCCAGAAACAGAGAGCCAUUUCUACGAAAUCCUCAGGGCCGUAUACCAAGCAGUAGACAACCACACCAGAUCCCUGCAUUCUGUCCCUAACCAGCUAUCAUGGGACAACCUUCUCUGGAAGCCAUGGCUCCAGCCAUGCUGCUCAUCUCUCUUUCAGUCUUGCUACUGUGACUAUGACUCAGAAGGGAACCUGCCAGAGGUGCACUCAGGAUAGACAAGCUGUAAUUCUCCUUAGGAAACUGGAACAAGAGAGCGUGGGUAGCUGACUCGAACCACUGCAGUACUAGCCUUCAGAAGGUUUUGGUAUGCUGGAGGACCUGUCUUUGAAUACAUCAAUUGAAGGGAAUUUCAGUCAAUAAAAUGUGCCAAGAGAAGGGGGGCAAGAUACACCUUUUCUGUCUUUAUGAUACAAGAAUCAGUAUGAAGCACAUGUUGCUGUCCUCAUCUACAAAUGGGUAGAGUGUAGGGGUUUUCUAGCUGAGAUAAUUUUCUAGGUUUUCAGCUUUUUUCUUGCUAAGCAAGGAAUUUACCUAUAAUUUAUGUCAGUUACAACCACUAAAUGCACACUUUCCUGUCCUUUUUGCUAAGUAUUAUCCACCAUCAAUAGGACAUAGCACCAAGUAAAAAUAGAGAGAUAACAGUGCAGAGGUCCACCUGUGACUAUAAUUUGAUAAUUGAUAGAUAAAGAGCAGACCUGUAACAGCAUCUCUAUCAACAAGCAUCAUGGAUAUGAAAUCAUAAACAGAUUGCCAAUAAUCUAACAUUACAAGUGCCACAAAAAUCUAGAAAGCUAUGUAGUGGAAGACCUUGUGUCUACAUUAAAAUGGAGCUCCCUAGCUAGUGUUUUAUUGCAUGGCAGUAACCUUUGUUUCAAAAGGAACCCACUUCAAGUGUGCCAGUUUUAUGCUUGAGUGUGUACCAUAAGUCUCCAUAUAUAUGUAUUCAAGCCCCCCAAAAACCCACAAAACCUUCAAUCCCUGAUAUAGGCACACACUUAUGGUCAUAGCCCAGUUGCCAAAAUGAAAGAUUUGGUCCAUAUUUGAUAUCUGAGGUCCAAAUUCACAUGAUGCUACAAAGAUAUCUUUCUCUAUCUACCAUACCUAUUCUUCCACUGAUGAAUGUAUUGUGCGUCACAAAUAAAUGAAAUUUUGUCUUCCUUUAAA
Messenger RNA from Calidris pugnax (ruff), 4076 nucleotides. It is a transcript of the gene STS, whose product is annotated as steroid sulfatase (microsomal), isozyme S. Lineage: Eukaryota; Metazoa; Chordata; Aves; Charadriiformes; Scolopacidae. The transcript is spliced from 14 exons. The coding region runs from base 1364 to 3127 and encodes 587 amino acids. The record is from RefSeq and is a predicted model, not a curated record. Gene Ontology annotation, molecular function: arylsulfatase activity.